UGUUUCACGGAUUCAUACAAAAAUUCAGCAUGGAAAUGAACUGCUGUGUAUCUUUGGAGUCAAGGGAAAAAAAGCGUAUCAAUCGGGAGAUCGACAAACAGUUGCACCUGGAGAAGCAGAGGUCAAAACGUGAACUUAAGCUACUGCUGCUGGGGGCGGGCGAGUCCGGGAAGUCCACAUUCAUCAAACAGAUGCGUAUUAUCCACGGCAGCGGUUACUCGGACGAGGACAAGCGUGGGUACAUCAAGCUGGUAUUUCAGAACAUAUUCAUGGCCAUGCAGUCAAUGAUCAAGGCCAUGGAUAUGCUGAAGAUUUCCUAUGGUCAGGGAGAGCAUAGUGAACUGGCCGAUCUGGUGAUGAGCAUCAAUUACGAGACCGUUACCACGUUCGAGGAUCCAUACUUGAAUGCCAUCAAAACGCUUUGGGACGAUGCUGGCAUCCAGGAGUGCUGUGCUCGUCGUAGGGAGUAUCAGGUGAACGACACAACUGAAUAGUGAGUUGGGUCUCCAGGGACGACGACAAUCCACGCCUUUUGGAGUACCUAUUUUCAAAUAUUUUUUAAACUUAGUUUCUUGAGCGACAUAAGUCGAAUUGGACAGGCUGAUUACUUGCCAACCGAGCAGGAUAUUCUGUGUGCCCGAGAGCCGACACUUAAUAUUCAGGUGUAUCCCUUUGAGUUGGAUGGCCUUCUGCUGAGUAUGGUGGAUGUCGCAGGACAGCGAACCGAGAGAAGAAAGUGGAUUCAUUUUUUUUCGAAUGUUACAUCAAUAAUAUUUUUGGCAGCACUAUCGGAAUACGAUCAGUUCAUGAUGGAAUCCGACAACGAAAAUCGAUUGGAGGAAUCAAAGGCUUUAUUUCAUACAGUUAUAACAUUCGAAUGGUUUGAAACCGCUUCAAUUAUCCUUUUUCUAAACAAGAAGGACGUGUUGGAAAAGAAAAUAAUGUAUUCACAUUUGAUAGAUUAUUUUCCUGAUUACGAUGGUCCACCACAAGAUGCAAAUGCUGCCCAAGAAUACGUGCUACGUUUGUUUGAAGACGUUAGUUCAGAUACACCUAAAAGGAUAUAUUCCCAUUUUACCUGUGCUACAGAUACGGAAAAUAUUAGGUUUGUGUUCGCCGCAGUAAAGGAUACCAUUUUGCAAUGCAACCUAAAGGAGUGUAAUUUAUCACGACCCGAGAUCACGACAUACGGACAUACGGACAAACGGACGGACAGGAACUCUUCCUUCUACGUGUUACAUGCUUUCAACGAACCAAUUAUACCCUUUCACUCUGCCACGCAUAUUUAUAUUCAUCUAUUGACGAUCUUCACCCAAUAUAUAAAGUUUCGUCAGCCUCUCAACAGUGAAGGAACAGAGUCCACUGGGGGAAAUAUGCUUGCGCGAAUGGGCUGCAUGGACUGCUGCUUAUCGGAAGAGGCUCGUGAGGCAAGGCGUGUCAGUAGGGAUAUUGAAAAGGUAUUGAGAGCGGAAAAGAAAAAAGCACGGCGCGAGCUCAAACUGCUGGUUCUGGGCACGGGCGAAUCUGGCAAGACCACAUUCAUCAAACAAAUGCGCCUUAUUCACGGCGACGGUUUUUCGGACAAGGAACGAAAGCAGUUCACCGAGAAUAUUUUUCAAAACAUAUUCAUGGCCAUGCAGUCGAUGAUCAGUGCAAUGGAUGUUCUGAAUAUACCCUACGGUCAGCAGGAGCAUAGUAUACUUGCCGAUCUGGUGAAGAGCAUCGACUACAAGACUGUUACCAGGCUGGAGGCCCCAUACAUGAGUGCCAUCAAAACGCUUUGGACCGAUGCUGGCAUCCAGGAGUGCUAUUAUCGUCGUAGGGAAUACCAGCUGACUGAUUCUACUGCAUACUUUUUGGAGCACUUAAAUCGAAUUGAAAAGACUGAUUACCAGGCAACUGAUCAGGAUAUUCUUUAUGCUCGAGCGCCAACAACCGAUAUUGUUGAGUAUCCAUUCAAAUUGGACGGUUUUCUGAUAAGAAUGGUGGACGUAGCUGGUCAACGAGGGGAGAGACAAAAGUGGAUUCAUUGCUUUUCCAAUGUGACAUCGAUUAUGUUUUUGGUAGCGCUAUCCGAAUUUGAUUUAACCUUGGUAGAAGAGAAGAAUGAUAACCGGAUGGAGGAGUCUAAGGCUUUAUUUGCACAUAUAAUUUCGUGGGAGUGGUUUCAAAAAUCGUCAGUUAUUCUGUUUCUGAACAAGGAGGAUUUAUUUGAGGAGAAAAUAAAAUCUACGCAUUUGGCAGACUAUUUUCCUGAUUUUAAUGGUCCAAAAAAGGAUGCCAAGGCAGCCCGAGAAUUCAUACUGCAAAUGUUUAUUGACACGAAUUCUGAUCCUUACAAGUACAUCUAUCCUCAUUUCACCAUUGCUACAAAUACCGACAACAUUAGGUUUGUGUUCACUGCCGUUAAAGACACAAUUCUAGAAACGCAUUUAAAGGAAACAAAUUUGCUGUAAACUAGUUUUCUAAAUGUAUUGAUGAGUAACAAGGUUUUGCGGAUC
Drosophila santomea is the source of this 2501-nucleotide messenger RNA. RefSeq lists its product as uncharacterized. Gene Ontology annotation, molecular function: guanyl nucleotide binding; GTPase activity; G-protein beta/gamma-subunit complex binding. The transcript has 15 exons. Gene Ontology annotation, cellular component: heterotrimeric G-protein complex. Lineage: Eukaryota; Metazoa; Arthropoda; Insecta; Diptera; Drosophilidae. Gene Ontology annotation, biological process: adenylate cyclase-modulating G protein-coupled receptor signaling pathway; phospholipase C-activating dopamine receptor signaling pathway. The record is from RefSeq and is a predicted model, not a curated record.